This is a messenger RNA of Andrographis paniculata, 451 nucleotides long. RefSeq lists its product as uncharacterized. The coding region runs from base 77 to 436 and encodes 119 amino acids. The record is from RefSeq and is a predicted model, not a curated record. The transcript is spliced from 3 exons. NCBI's taxonomy places the organism in Eukaryota, Viridiplantae, Streptophyta, Magnoliopsida, Lamiales, Acanthaceae.
AUGCGUAUCCGACCUGUGUUGAAUAUCUUCGACUUUUAUUUUUGCACUGUAGGAUUCACCUUGAUACUAUUAGGUCAUGUCGAACUCGCGCAGAUGGACCAUGCCGAUACUUCGCCUUCGGAUUCGGAGGAAUCCUCCGAAGAUGAUGGUGCUUAGCGCAGAAUCAAAUAAGCGGGCAUUUUUGGUAGUAUGCGAAUAUAGCCUAAUUGGCCCAUUUUUGAUGGUUUGGCAACCACGCAACCUUUUUGAGUUCGCAGUUCAGAAUAAAUUACACAUCUCAACAGAUGGUCAUCUAUGUGGGGAGGGGGGGUCGGUGAUUGAAGUACGUAAUAGGUUAUGGGCAAAUCUCAACGUGCUGCCGUUGGAGGGUCACAGGAUCCGGCAGUCUCUCCCGCAAGACGUUUUACCCGGGCAUCCGCACGUAACAGCCCCCUAGAGGCAACUCAUCCCG